UUUUUUUUUUUUUGAGGACCCCAUCCGAUGACGGGAGGAUAAUGUCCUCUCCUCUCCGCUCCUGCGAGGAAGGCGAGGGCAUGGUGGUUAAUUCCGAGGGAGGAGAUUUUGAUGAAGAAGAAGACGACGACGGAGACCUGCUGGACGGGAACGCAAGCGACAUAAACUCGCCGGCGGCGCUUCGGGAAACUGCAACACCGGCCGCUCCAGACGACGAGAUAUCAGACAGAGAGGUCCCGAUCAGGAAGAAAGGCCGGCCCAAGAAAAAAAAGGACGCGAAGAAGAAGGACAAAGAGGGGAAACCGGUCAAAGCGAAAAAACGAAAAAAGAUAGACAGCGAUGUAGAGCGAAACUCCGACAGAGAGCGAGACUAUGGCGAGAACUCGGACAGCGCGGCCAGCAACUACGGCUCCGGGGAGAAAAAGAAGAAGAAGAAGCACAAAGAAAGGAAGGAGAAGAAAACCAAGAAGAAGAAAAAAGGCGAUGGGGACCGAGACAGCAGCCAGGAGGAAACCACCAAGCAGCCUGUAGAGCAGAAGACUUCUGCCCAGCUGGCAAAGGAGUGGGGUCUGGAGGAUGUUGAUCAUACCUUCACAGAGGAGGACUACAGGGAGCUCACCAACUAUAAAGCCUUCAGUCAGUUUAUGAGGCCGAUGAUAGCCAAGAAGAACCCGAAGAUCCCCAUGUCAAAGAUGAUGACCAUCCUGGGGGCCAAGUGGAGGGAGUUCAGCUCCAACAACCCCUUCAAAGGCAACGCCGCCGCCGUAGCAGCGGCUGCAGCGGCCGCCGCCAUCGCUGUCGCCGAGCAGGUCUCUGCAGCGACCGCCUCGCCCGAGCCGCCACCUCAACCGCCACCGAUCAGAAAGGCCAAGACGAAAGAGGGCAAAGGUCCAGGAUACAAGAAGCGCAGUAAAAGUCCUCGAGUGCCAGACAAGAAAAAAGCCGCGGCCAAGGCUAAAAAGAUGGCACCCAUUCGUAUUAAACUUUUACCUAUCAGUGCCAAGAGGAAGAAGAGCUGCUCUAGCGACGACCUGGACGAGGACGAGUCGGAGCAGGAGGACUCCAGUGUCCACAGCUCCUCCGUUCGCUCGGACAGCUCCGGCCGAGUGAAGAAGAACAAGAGAGGACGGCCCGCCAAGAAGAAGAAGAAAAAUACACCUCCAGGUGAGGAGGAAGGCGACGGCUACGAGACGGAUCACCAGGACUACUGCGAGGUGUGUCAGCAGGGCGGUGAGAUCAUCCUGUGUGACACCUGUCCCCGAGCGUAUCACCUUGUUUGCCUUGAGCCCGAGCUGGACAAGGCCCCCGAGGGAAAGUGGAGCUGCCCCCACUGUGAAAAAGAGGGAAUCCAGUGGGAGGCGAAAGAUGAAGACUUUGAGGACUUUGAGGAGGACAGCGAAGACCGAGUCAUCUCAGAGGUGGGCGUGGGCGUCCACGCGGGCGCGGAGGAGGAAGACGACGACCACAUGGAGUUCUGCCGGGUGUGUAAAGACGGCGGAGAGCUGCUGUGCUGCGACACGUGCACGUCCUCCUACCACAUCCACUGCCUGAACCCGCCGCUGCCCGAGAUCCCCAACGGAGAGUGGCUGUGCCCGCGCUGCACGUGCCCGCCAAUCAAGGGACGGGUGCAGAAGAUCCUGCACUGGCGAUGGGGUGAGCCGCCGUCUCCCAUCCCCGUGCCACCCCCUCCCGACGCGCCCCCCGACGCCCCGCCUCUACCUCCCAUGAAGGGCCGAGCCGAGAGGGAGUUUUUUGUGAAGCUGACCAGCCAGUCGUACUGGCACUGCACCUGGAUCACUGAGCUGCAGUUGGAGAUCUUCCACUCGGUGAUGUACAGAAACUACCAGAGGAAGACUGACAUGGACGAGCCCCCCAGUUUGGAUUACGGCUCGGGCGCAGAAGAUGAGAACGGGGUGGGAAAGAGCGAGAAGAGGCGGGCCAAAGACCCAGAGUACGCCAUGCUGGAGGACAAAUACUACCGAUACGGCAUCAAGCCCGAAUGGAUGAUGAUCCAGCGCAUCAUAAACCACAGCGUGGACAAGAAGGGACUGUACCACUACCUGGUCAAGUGGAAAGACCUGACCUACGACCAGUGUACCUGGGAGAGGGACAACAUGGACAUUCCCGACUUCGAGCUCCACAAAGCCAACUACUGGAGACACAGGGAUGCCAUCCUGAAGGAGGACAUGGACAAACCCAGGAAGAUGAUGAGUAAAGACGGCGAGGGAGAAGACGAGGAGUGUCCUGCUUCGCCGCUUACAGAUCCUACAAUAAAAUACGAGGAACAACCCGACUUUGUCACAGCGACUGGCGGCACGCUGCAUCUGUACCAGCUGGAGGGCUUGAACUGGCUCCGGUUCUCCUGGGCUCAGGGCACUGACACCAUCCUGGCAGACGAAAUGGGCCUGGGCAAAACCAUCCAGACCAUCGUCUUCCUCUAUUCCCUUUUUAAAGAGGGUCACACCAAGGGUCCGUUCCUGGUCAGCGCGCCCCUCUCCACCAUCAUAAACUGGGAGAGGGAGUUUGAGAUGUGGGCGCCUGACUUCUACGUGGUGACGUACACGGGGGACAAAGACAGCCGAGCCAUCAUCCGAGAGAACGAGUUCACGUUCGAUGACUCGGUCAAAACAGGAAAGAAGGCCUUCAAGCUGAGACGAGAGGCUCCGAUUAAAUUCCACGUGCUGCUGACCUCCUACGAGUUGGUGACCAUUGAUCAAACGGCGCUCAAGUCCAUUGACUGGGCCUGUUUGGUGGUGGACGAGGCUCACCGACUGAAGAACAAUCAGUCAAAGUUUUUCCGGCGUUUGAACGACUACAAGAUCGACUACAAGCUGCUGCUGACAGGAACUCCUCUGCAGAACAACCUGGAGGAGCUCUUUCAUUUGCUCAACUUUCUCACACCCAAUCGUUUUAAUAACCUUGAGGGCUUCCUGGAAGAGUUUGCUGACAUCUCCAAGGAGGACCAAAUCAAGAAGCUCCACGACCUGCUGGGCCCUCACAUGCUGCGGCGGCUCAAAGCAGACGUGUUUAAGAACAUGCCCGCCAAGACCGAGCUGAUUGUCCGCGUGGAGCUGAGCCCCAUGCAGAAGAAGUACUACAAGCUGAUUCUGACCAAGAACUUCGAAGCUCUCAACUCAAAAGGUGGAGGAAACCAGGUCUCUCUGCUUAACAUCAUGAUGGACCUGAAGAAGUGCUGCAACCACCCSUACCUCUUUCCUGUCGCCUCCAUGGAAGCCCAGAAAACCCCCAGCGGCGCGUACGAAGGGUCGGCGCUAACAAAAGCCUCUGGGAAAUUGACGCUGCUGCAGAAGAUGCUGAGGAAACUGAAGGAGCAGGGCCACAGAGUGCUGGUCUUCUCACAGAUGACUAAAAUGCUGGAUUUACUGGAGGAUUUUCUGGAUCAUGAAGGUUACAAGUAUGAGAGAAUCGAUGGAGGCAUCACAGGAGCUCUGAGACAAGAAGCCAUCGAUCGAUUCAACGCUCCAGGAGCCGGUCAGUUUUGCUUCCUGCUCUCCACCAGAGCAGGAGGUUUAGGCAUCAACUUGGCCACGGCGGACACCGUCGUCAUCUUCGACUCWGACUGGAACCCUCACAACGACAUACAGGCUUUCAGCAGAGCUCACCGCAUCGGGCAAGCCAACAAGGUGAUGAUCUACCGCUUUGUGACGCGGGCCAGCGUGGAGGAGCGKAUCACCCAAGUGGCCAAGAGGAAGAUGAUGCUKACUCACCUGGUGGUGAGGCCCGGUUUGGGAUCCAAGGCUGGCUCCAUGACCAAACAGGAGCUGGAUGAUAUCCUAAAGUUUGGGACAGAAGAGCUCUUCAAGGAYGAGGGAGAAGGAAUGAAGAACAAUUCAGGAGAUAAAGCAGAGGAUGAGGGCAAUGUCAUUCACUACGACAGCACCGCCAUCGAGAGGCUGUUGGACCGGAGUCAGGACGCCACAGACGACACGGACGUGCAGAACAUGAACGAGUACCUCAGCUCCUUUAAAGUGGCCCAGUACAUGGUCCGAGAGGAGGACAAGAUCGAGGAGAUUGAGCGUGAGAUCAUCAAGCAGGAGGAGAAUGUGGACCCGGAUUACUGGGAGAAACUGCUGCGGCAUCAUUACGAGCAGCAGCAGGAGGACCUAGCCAGCAAACUGGGCAAGGGCAAGAGGAACCGUAAACCUGUCAACUACAACGACGCUGCGCAGGAAGACCAAGAGUGGCAUGCUGACAUUUCAGAUAACCAGUCCGAGUACUCUGUGGGCUCCGAGGAAGAGGAUGAAGACUUUGACGACAGGCCAGAAGGUCGAAGACAGUCACGCCGUCAGUUGAGGAAUGAGAAGGAUAAACCUCUGCCUCCRCUUCUGGCCAGAGUGGGAGGAAACCUGGAAGUUCUGGGCUUCAACACGAGGCAGCGCAAAGCUUUCCUGAACGCAGUGAUGCGCUGGGGCAUGCCGUGUCAGGACGCCUUCUCCUCUCAGUGGCUCGUUCGAGACCUCAGGGGAAAAUCUGAGAAGGAAUUUAAAGCUUACGUGUCGCUCUUCAUGCGUCACCUCUGUGAGCCGGUCGCCGACGGGGCGGAGACGUUCGCUGACGGCGUCCCGAGGGAGGGCUUGUGUCGCCAGCUGGUCCUCACACGGAUUGGCGUCAUGUCGCUUGUCAAGAAGAAGAUCCAGGAGUUUGAGCACAUCAAUGGGCGCUGGAGCAUUCCGGAGCUCAAACCCGAGGUCAGCGUCGACAAAUCCUCCUCCCUGGCCUCCUCCCCCGCUGCGAAGACCGCCACCCCCACCCCGGACGCCAGCUUCAACAACACGCCGUGCACCUCCAAGCCAGCGACUCCUGCUCCAUCGGAGAAACCGGAACGGAACGGGAAGGAGGAGGAGAAGGAGGAAGCCUCCCUGGACAAGGAGAGACUGAAGGAGAAGGAUGCAGGGAAGGAGGUGGAGGGCGACAAGAUGGGAGACGCAGACGAGCUUUCCUCCUCAACAAAAGACGCAUCGCAGAAGCCAUCUCCUGGCCAAAAACCUGAUGGCAAAGAAGAGGGCGACCUGAAAGAGGACGAGAGAAAAGGAACGACAGACGACGCUUCAGCUGCAACGACGGAAGAAAACAAAGUGGCCGAGGAGAAGAAGGAGGAGACGAAACAGGCGCUAAAACAAGACGCAGACGUCAAAGAUGAAAAGUCAGAUAGGGAAAAGGCCGGGCAGGAGAAUGAGAAGGAAAAACAGGAGGAGGCGCGACCGAUGACAGAAGCAGCAGAAACAAAGGAGAAAAGCGAGUCGUCUGAUGUGAAGAAAGAUGAUGUCAAAGGUGAAAAGGAUGCUGGGAAAGAUGUCAAAGCAACCAAGGAGGAGGCGCCGAGGGGCAACGGGAGGCCUCCGACCGAGAGGCUGCGCUUCAUGUUCAACAUUGCAGACGGAGGAUUCACAGAGCUGCACACGCUUUGGCAGAACGAGGAGCGGGCUGCCAUCUCCUCGGGGAAGAUGAACGAGAUCUGGCACCGCCGGCACGACUUCUGGCUGCUGGCGGGAAUCGUGGUACACGGCUACGCUCGUUGGCAGGACAUCCAGAACGAUCUGCAGUUCGCCAUCGUCAACGAGCCGUUCAAGUCUCAAGCCAACAAGGGCAACUUCCUGGAGAUGAAGAAUAAAUUUCUGGCUCGGCGCUUUAAGCUGUUAGAGCAGGCSCUGGUCAUAGAGGAGCAGCUGCGGCGGGCGGCGUACCUGAACAUGACCCAGGACCCGAGCCACCCAGCCAUGGCGCUCAACGCCCGCUUCGCAGAGGUGGAGUGCCUGGCCGAGUCGCACCAGCACCUCAGCAAGGAGUCGCUGGCGGGRAACAAGCCGGCCAACGCCGUCCUGCACAAAGUCUUGAACCAGCUGGAGGAGCUGCUGAGUGACAUGAAGGCCGACGUGACUCGGCUACCGGCCACGCUCUCCAGAGUCCCGCCCAUCGCCGCCCGCCUGCAGAUGUCUGAGAGGAGCAUCCUCAGCCGACUCGCCAGCAAGGGCACGGAGACGCACACACCCCUGCCCAUCCCUUCAGGACCCUACGCCACCCCUCCAAACUACGGCGUCCCCUUCAGCCCCGCCCCCCCGAGCACGUUGCACAUGGGCGGGGCCAACUACAGCCAGAUGCCGCCCGGAUCGUUCAUUUCAGAAGCCGCCGACGCUGGGGCCACCGGGGGGCCGAUCGCCGCCGGGGUUUUCCAGAAGACCAAGGAGCACGAUGUGGUGCAGCGGCAGCGGGUGGUGGACCUCUGGAAGGACGGCAAGUCCGAGGGCGCCAUCGGGCUGGAGCUGAGGAUGCCCAARUCCACGGUGCACAGCAUCAUCGUCAAGUACCGCCUCAGCAACACGGUGGAGAACCUGCCGCGCAACGGGCGACCAAAGAAACCCUGAAAGGCCACGCACGACUCUGGAAUGUAGCAAAAACUGAAAACCUAAUAAAAGACCGAAACCUUAAAUGCAAAAGAAGGAGCUCCGAGGAGGACAAARCACUUAGACACGGCUGGAAUGUGAGGAGCAGAAAAGGAGACGGAAAACUCUCGAGGUUGGGGGGGUGCAAAAAAAGUGCAACAAAUGGGAGCGAUUCACCUCAGAGAGAGGGUCCAAAAUAAAAAAAAAAUGGUGCUGCUGAAAAAGAUAAAAAUCUGCUCAGACUGUAUGUUAAUGCAAUCACAAGUUUUUAAGAAAAAUGCAGCAAAGGAGGAAUUUUCUUUUCAACUUCCUCAAACAGAUUUCUACGACUUCUUCUUUUUUUUUUUUUUUUUUKUYUKAGCCAAAAGAUUUCCCCUCGGAUCAAUUCUUCAUCUGCAGGCUGACUGAACAAGCCUGUCCCCUCGUCCUGACCCCGCACUCCCUCAUUCCUCCACAGUCCUCCUCCAUCGCUCUCUCUCUCACACGCACACACACACACAACCUGCAAAACCUGCAGAGAACUCGGCUAAUGUGCUGAGUGCAGGAAGCCCAGAUCCAAACUCAGAACAGAGAAGAACAAACUGGACCAGAAUUGCCUUUCAGAAGAAAAAAAGAAAGAAAGAAAGAAAAAAAAUGAAGAAAAGGUUUUCUAAAUUUAAAACACUUCUCCCCGUGGACCGUCUCGCUGCAGCAUUCCGACAGUUCAACCCAGCAGAAAUGCAAGAAACAUCCAUAUAAAACCUGAAAUGUUUCUGCAAUAAAAGCAGCUUUGAGCUAAACUGACCGACUGCCAGUGAAGUAAACUGUACUGCAAUUCAAAUAUUACUCACUAUCGCACCUUUUUUUUUUUUAAUCAGGGAGAACAGUCUCCUAAAGGGAAAUAUCACUUGAAAGGAGUAAUUAUGAGCUCCUCUUCAAAGAUGAAGUCUGUAAUCUGUCACUACAAGGGAAAAAUAAAAAAGGAAAAGGGGCUCACUUUGAAGCUACAAGAGACAUUUUUGUUCCUUGAGCUUCUUUAUUGUGACAGCCUGAUGGAUUCCACGCUGUGGAAAAUGUUCCCCGAUCCCAGAGAAAAUAAAACACUCUGGACUGUAUCAUCGUUUUUUUUUUUCCAUCUCGUUGUGUGAGCAGUAAAGCUGUACAUCAACCCUGAUGUCCUGCAGUGAAGAAACAGGACAAAUCCUUGUUUCUGGAAAGAACAAAAUAAACAAAGAGUGAUACGUUUCAAAAUUCAAACUGAGUGAAAUUUCCCUUUAAGACUGACAGUAGUUGUGUGGCCUGCAAUGAGAUCAAUAUUUUUUUGUAUCACUUGUUUUAAAAGUUUGACUAAUGGUGGGCAUGGUUCCGCUAAUCAGCUAAUAGCAAAACUAAGUUUUCAUUUAGCGAAUUAGCUUUUUCAUUAACUUUUAAAAAAGUUAAAGGACCAAUUAGCUUCUGCUAUAUUAAGUCUGCUAACCGCUAACUAACAAGCUAACAUCAACAGGUUUGUCAGUCCCACCAGUCCUUCAAAGACUGACAGUCAUCUUAUCUGUUAGCGAUUAGCUCUUAGUGUUAGCUUCCGCUAUCUCUUUUUACGUUUAGCAUUAGCAAAAUAUUUACUUAGCAGAUUAUGAGUUAGCGAAGCUAGCAUUUUGGUUAGCCAUGCCCACCACUGGGUUUGACCAUCAGGCAUUUUUCUAGUUUACAAAAUAAGCUUUUUUAUUUUUUGCUGAUGUUUUAACUCAUUUAACCAUUAAAAUCCAUGUGAACUGAACAAAAUCAGGUCACAUGGAGAGCCAAACCAGCUGACACGUUCACAGAAAUGCAGCAUCUUUUAGCUAAACGUUUCAGGCUUAUUUUGUUCAGAAACUUUUUGAUGUUGGUUCUCGGUGUUGUAGACCAAAGUUUUAUUGCACAGAAGCAUCAAAACUGAGCUCAGAGGAAAGAAUAUACCUCGGAUAUUCACACACCUGAACUACUGACCUCUGAAUAUGAAGAAAAAUUGCUAACGUCGUUGCAGUUAUUAGCUUUAUAUGAUUAUUUGUCAGUAAUGGAUUUUCUGUUUAACUGUCAAAAGUUGUGUAGCGAUGGCCCUCAGCUAUGACCACAUUAAAUUGUAAUUUUCUCUAACAAUUUUUGAAGUUUCUCUUUGUAUUCGGGUGUAAAAAUAGACCUGAAACACCUAACAUCAGUGUAAACGUCCACGAGAGAUGAUUUAACUCUUUCUGCUCGUUGAGCAACUCCUGCAAGUCUGUUUUGUAACAUUUAUUUUUAGUUUGUUCUGAAAUUUAAGUGCACUUUUUAAGUAUUUUUUUUAGAGGAUAUUAAAGUUCUUCAUGAGAAGCUUUGCCUUGUUUUUUUCCUGCCCAGGUGACACUUUCACUCUCAUCAGAUAGUGGGCAGGAUCUGAAGUGGAGAGAAAACGUUGGCCAGGUGUUUCUUUUUUUAUUUUUUUAUUUUAUUUUAGUUUUUUUACUAAACAUUCCUUCCAGCGCAGUUUUGAGUUUCAAGGCUUGAAAUAACAUGAGUGAAGCUCUGAGGCUGGUAAAUGUUGGGUUUACUGUAGUUUAGUGGUAAAAUCCGUCAGUUUCAACUGGGACAAGAAUUAUUAGAAACUACAACAACAGUAAUGCAGUAUUUACAUUUUGGCUCCCGCCGUUAAACUUUGUGUCCAGAAAAUAUAAAAUAUUUGUUUUCAGACAAAUAUUUUGAGAAAACGUCUGUUCAGAUUGUUGUUUGUUUGUUUUUGUUUUCUUACUUUUUCAUUAGAAAAAGAAGAAAACGCUUUGAAAGUCUCUUUAAUCACCGUUGUCUAAAGGGAACAGUCACAGUUUCAAUUACUUUAAAAUUCAUCUAAAAAGCAAAGUGUCCUAACAGAUUUAUUUCAUAUUUCUGGAAAACUACAUCCAUAAAUGUUGGAGUUUUUCAUAAUAACAGUGAACAUUUUACUCCUUUAACGUGUGGUUCUGUAAAAAUGUUAUAAACAGUUAAUAUCUUACUUGUUGUAGAUAACUCUCAUACAACUAGGUUUAGUUUAUUCUGACCAGAUUGAUGAGCUAAAGGCUAGUCAAGGCUGCAAUCCUAAAAUUUUAUAGUAGUUUUAUAAAUUAAACUACAGUUUUAUGAACUUUACAUACUAAUUAAUUUCCAAUUUUGGAGUUAUGUACUAUGGUUAUUUGCAAGCACAAACAUGAGCAGCAGCAGCUAGCUGUGGCUUUUCUACUGCUGUUUGGACAUAUUCCUGUCACAUUUGCUGUGCAAUUCAAAACUGGUAGCAAAGUAAAAGCUUUUGUCCUAGCUGAGGUAUUUUAAAAAGCUAUCUGCAACAGGUAAGAUAUUAAUUGUUACUAACCCUUCCACAGAAUCUUACAUAAAACUUCUGAGCUCUCUCUACUCAGCACCUUCUGGUAGAUGAAUAGCACUUUCUGAUACGUUGAUUUUUAUUUCACAUAUAUUUGUGUGUCUGAAGUCAUUUUUCAUAAAUCCGUCUUCUGCCUUUUUCGGGUUCUGGACCCCGUGCUCUUUCACCCAGUCUUUACCUUGGUGUUUUUUAAAGCCUCUUAUCAGAUUUUGUACUCUCAGACACACACUCAGUCACACAGAGUUACUGGCUCCCUCUCUCCGUCUCCUCUGUUGGCCUCUGCUGGCAAAACGCCACUUUUUUCCCUCUCUCUCCCACUUUAAGUACCCCCCUCACCUGCCCCCCUCCCUCGGUUCAGACGUUUCUCACACACAGCCUCACCUUCGUCUCAAACAUCUUCUGCUCACCUUAUCACGCCUCUCAUCUGCACCACAACGGCUGCUGCGCUGGUUUAUCUUUCCCCGCGGAGCGAGAGAGGCCUGUUGGGUCUAUUUCUGGCUUUGUUUUGAAAGGAGCGUUACACUUUGCCGUUCCACUUCCAGAAGCACUUUCAUGAUGGAAGCACACAUCUUUCUUCCUUUUUUUUUUUUUUUCUUUUUGGUUUUGUUUUUCCUCACCAGCUGUGCUGUCGUGCAGAAAGAUGUUAGUGUUCGAGUCAGUGUGUGUUUGUGUGUCCUUGUCCUCAUGUGCCUGUGUGGAAGAAAAAAAGUGUUUACUCAUUGCUGGCCUCACUUUUUCUCCUAGUUAACAGUUAUGCAUUUAGAGGUUUUGUCUUUAUUGUAAACAUGAUACUGUAUAUAUAAAACCAUACACUGAUGUAUGGGAUUAUGCCAGAUUUAUCAUUAAAAGACAUAAUGUAAACUCA
Molecule: messenger RNA, 10606 nt
Organism: Austrofundulus limnaeus
Lineage: Eukaryota; Metazoa; Chordata; Actinopteri; Cyprinodontiformes; Rivulidae
Gene: chd3
Product: chromodomain helicase DNA binding protein 3
Biological process (GO): chromatin remodeling
Cellular component (GO): chromatin; NuRD complex; nucleus
Molecular function (GO): ATP-dependent chromatin remodeler activity; DNA binding; chromatin binding
Source: RefSeq, a predicted model, not a curated record